CAAUCCACGUCACAAAGCUCUUGACGGUUUGACAGCAGCGAGUGGACCAGACUGCUUCUCUCACCGGGAACUUGAGAGUUUAACACCGACAGGACUUAUUCAAAGAGUUAUUCAGAUAAUUCUAUACAGUAUCAGGAUCCAUCAUGGCUGCCUACAAACUGGUGCUGAUCCGCCACGGAGAGAGCAGCUGGAACCAGGAGAACCGCUUCUGCGGCUGGUUCGAUGCCGACCUGAGCGAGACCGGGGAAAAGGAGGCGAGGAGAGGUGGCCAGGCCCUGAGAGAUGCUGGCUUUGAGUUUGACAUCUGCUACACUUCCGUGCUGAAGCGGGCCAUCAGGACACUGUGGCUGGUCCUGGACGGCAUUGACCAGAUGUGGGUGCCGGUGCACAGGACCUGGCGGCUCAACGAGCGCCACUACGGAGGCCUGACGGGUCUGAACAAGGCAGAGACGGCCACCAAGCACGGAGAGGCUCAGGUGAAGAUCUGGAGACGCUCCUUCGAUAUUCCUCCUCCCGUCAUGGGCCCAGACCAUGACUACUACACUAUCAUCAGCAAGGAUCGUCGCUAUGCGGACCUGACCGACGAGCAGCUUCCCUCCUGCGAGAGCCUGAAGGACACAAUCGCACGGGCGCUGCCCUUCUGGAAUGACGAGAUCGCCCCUCAGAUCAAACAGGGCAAGAGGGUGCUCAUUGCCGCCCAUGGAAACAGCCUGAGGGGGAUUGUUAAGCAUCUGGAGGGAAUGUCGGAUGAGGCCAUCAUGGAACUGAACCUGCCCACAGGCAUCCCCAUCCUCUACGAGCUCGACAAAAACCUGAAACCUGUGAAGCCUAUGCAGUUCCUGGGAGACGAGGAGACUGUACGUAAGGCCAUGGAGGCCGUGGCUGCUCAGGGGAAGGCCAAGAAGUAAAGUAAUAGGAGAACAAACACCCCUCUCUGUGGGUUAGAGUACCGACUGGCCUCAGAUUAGUGUUUUUGUUUCCAAGCCCUAAUUUAUUUUUGGAUGAUCUACCGUAGGUUGUUGUCAGAGACGACCUCACUCUACAAGUACAGUGCAGCGAGAGUAGAUGGUGAAUGGUUAGGAUAUAUUAGAAAGCCACAGUUCUUAAGAGAUUGUAAGUAAUUUUUGCCAAAAUGGAUGAUUGUUGUUUUAACCUUAAAUGAGGCAGCAUUGAACUGAAAUCAACAGUAUAACUGGAAAAAAAGACAGUUUCUUAAUUUGAAUACUUGAAUAUUUAACUAAUUGCCUGUUUACUAAGUCAAACAUUCCUGUUUAAAAUGGAUUAUAUAGUUUUAAUGUCUUGUUAGAUAAGAAGAGUUAAAUCCUUGCUGUGAACAAAGACUGGGAAACGUAUUGAGAAUCAUUUGGGAGACAUGACUCUUGUUGUGGUGUUCGCCUGUACUGUACAUCUUUAUGAGACCGUGUUUUUCAAAUGCCCUGAUUAUGGUGAGGAAGUUAGAUCUAAGGGUCUCAUCAUAUUGACUUCUGCAAAUUAAAAAUAUUGUAGUCUAUUAUAAUUCAAUUUAAAAUGUACUUUUAUCUUUAAGUAAUUAUAUUUACACACAAUGGGCAUUUUUAGAUUUUGUUGGACACCUUUUAACAGCAAGGGACCUCUGCAAAGGCUGCAGACUUAUUUUAUCUAACUUUUCCAAGCAUGUUAUUGAUGCAUUCCAUUGAUAAAGGGAUGUCAUUUUUGAAAGCAUGAUGGGACGGUGAAAACAGUCCUCUCUUUAGGUCUCUGUUUUUUAAUGCUGUUUGUGCAAUGUCCUUGUGUGUUGUCACUGCCUGUGUUGUGACAAUUUGUGCUCUUCUUUUUGUGUCUCACCAAGUUUGGUCAUUUUGAACCACUACUUCACGAUCAGCAUUCCACCGCACAAGUGUUACAUUUAUUUGGAUUAUACUCCACCUGUUAAAAUCAUAAUUAACUCUUGAUAAAAAGUCUAAAUUUAACCAAUCCUCUUUUACCACCUUUGGUCUGUCCUUGCCUCUUGUUGUCAUGUUAUGUAUUCCUGUGCCUCUGCCUCCUCAAAGUAAAUGACUGCAUCUGGCCUCACAGCAUUGUGAAGCAGCAGAGGUGGUUUUAGGUGCCUGUGAAUGGAGCAUUCAAUUACUGUGUGUCUUACAGUAUUUUCAUUUUUCUUUAGGAAAUGUAAUUCCCUCUGUUGGUUAAAUGUACCCUGGAAGUUCUGAUGUAAUAAAUGUGCACUUGUCCAAAUCCAAAUCAA
Hippoglossus stenolepis (Pacific halibut) is the source of this 2224-nucleotide messenger RNA. RefSeq names its product phosphoglycerate mutase 1. NCBI's taxonomy places the organism in Eukaryota, Metazoa, Chordata, Actinopteri, Pleuronectiformes, Pleuronectidae. The coding region runs from base 144 to 908 and encodes 254 amino acids. Gene Ontology annotation, biological process: glycolytic process. The transcript has 4 exons. Gene Ontology annotation, molecular function: intramolecular phosphotransferase activity. The record is from RefSeq and is a predicted model, not a curated record.